Molecule: messenger RNA, 836 nt
Organism: Suillus fuscotomentosus
Lineage: Eukaryota; Fungi; Basidiomycota; Agaricomycetes; Boletales; Suillaceae
Exons: 2
Coding region: 117-578 (153 amino acids)
Source: RefSeq, a predicted model, not a curated record
GGCUGGCGGCCCGCUAGGGCAUGAUGUCAACCCUCGAUAUCUGUUGAUUGUCUUUCAGUCCUUCCCUCGUAAAGCAUCGUACGCUCGAGUCUUCGUUGAACGUUAACCUUGGAACGAUGACAGAAAAAUCUGAACCUACACAUACUUCGCCAGUACUAGUUCGCCUGGCCACCACUCAUACCAGUUCUAGGACCACCUCUACCCAGUCCAGCUCCAGCUCCAGUUAUUCAAACACGACUGUCACAAGUUCCUCAAGCUCGUCCAAGAAAACCGAAGUGCUCAGCACUGGAGCGCGAGUUGGACUAGGAUUUGGGAUAGUGUUCUUCUUAUUAUUAUCCAUAGUUCUGUUUUACUACUUGAAGAGACUAUAUCAGAGGAUUCGGGAGAAAGCUGAUUAUAAACCUGCUUUUUCGGCAUCGGAAGGGGGAAACCCUCCACAUCCACAUCCAAAUUCCCAAUACCCAUCCUCAGCACCCGCUCGUCCUUCAUCGUACUAUUCUCCAAUAUAUUCAAUACCCUAUGAAACCUCGGCAAAUGCUACAAUGAUGGCCACUUCAAGUGUGCCAAGCGGCCGGUAGUUCAAGCAACUCUCAGCCUGGGCGCCAGCUACUGGCGUCUCAUGCAGAAAUACCUCGAUAUCAGAACGGACUCGAACAGAGGAAAUGGAAUCUUGAUGAGGCCCAAGAACCACACCACCCUCCGCCAAAAUAUUCUUUUUGAAUGUCUGCCACGCGCGAUAUAUAUCCAGCUGUACCCCACUUUGAAACUACUCCUUCACGUAUCCUGAUAAAAUGUUCAAAGCCUGGACUUUGAACAGCACAUGGAUUUGUAACGUU